AUCAGUGCAUCCAAAAACGUGCUCGUCUUUCAGUUAAUUCAGGCCAUUCCACACCCAAAAAAAUGAGAGCGGAAAAUUAUCUUUUCAACAGAUUUUUCAAUUUUUUUCCAUCGUGUACCUGUUCAUUUCCACACUUAUUUUCCUCUAGAAACACCUUAUAACUUCUUUUCAGCCUACAUGUUUCACAUAGUUUGCCUUUUUGUACCAAAGAUUUGUGCAUCCACAAAAUAAACACAACUCCCUCCCUAGGCACCCCCCCCCCCCUGCAAUCCUAUGGCGGAAGUGGCUUUGGCUAUAGCUGGCUUAAGAUUAGCCGCGUCACCGGUCUUGAAGAAACUCCUUGCUAAUGCUUCAAUGUACCUUGGAGUGGACAUGGCACUUGAGCUCCAUGAACUGGAGACCACUAUCUUGCCACAGUUUGAGCUAUUGAUUGAUGCUGCAAACAAGGGAAACUGUAAGCCCAAGUUGGACAAAUGGCUCCAGGAACUCAAAGAAGGCUUGUACCUGGCUGAAGACUUGCUGGAUGAGCACGAGUACAACCUCCUCAAGCGCAAAGCAAAGGGGAAGGAUUUCUUGCCAGUUAAUGCCUCCUCCAUUAGCAACAUUUUUAUGAAGCCUCUGCGGUCUGCAUCAAGCAGGCUGUCCAAUUUGAGCUCCGAGAAUAGAAAUCUAAUUCGCCAUUUGAAUGAACUGAAGGCUACCCUUGCGAGAGCCAAAGACUUUCGUCAACUGCUCUGCUUGCCAAUUGAUUAUAAUGCAGAGAGCCCCACCAUACCAUCCACUACUGUUCCUGAGACCACAUCAAUACCUCCUCCAAAAGUGAUUGGUCGUGAUAAGGAUAGCGAUCAUAUAAUAUGUUGUCUUACCGAGAGAACUACUACUGAGUCUAGUACAACUAUGUACUCGGGUUUGGCCAUUGUUGGAGCUGGAGGCAUGGGAAAGUCCACCUUAGCACAACUUGUUUACAAUGAUGAGAGAGUAAAAAAAUGUUUUGAUGUGAGAAUGUGGGUAAGCAUCUCACGGAAACUUGAUGUCCGCCGUCAUACACGGGAGAUCAUCGAGUCCGCCUCUCAGGGGGAAUGCCCACACAUUGAGAACCUUGAUACUCUGCAGUGCAAGUUGACUUACAUACUUCAAGAAUCAAGGAAAUUCCUGCUUGUGUUGGAUGAUGUUUGGUUUGAACCUGGCAGUGAGAGGGAGUGGGAUCAACUGUUAGCUCCCCUUGUUUCCCAACAGAGCGGAAGCAAAGUUUUGGUAACUUCUCGACGGGAUACAUUUCCAGCUGCUCUUUGUUGUGCAGAAGUGUGUCCUUUGGAAAACAUGGAAGAUGCUCACUUCUUGGCACUCUUCAAACACCAUGCAUUCUCUGGACGAGAAAUAAAAAAUCUGCAGCUGUGUGAAAGGCUGAAAUUUUUUGCAGAGAAAAUUGUUAAAAGGCUUGGACAAUCUCCUUUGGCGGUAAAAGUUGUGGGUUCCCAGUUGAAAGGGAAAACUAAUAUGACUGCAUGGAAGGAUGCUCUAAUUAUGAAGAUUUACAAACUAAGCGAGCCCAUGAGUGCUCUUUUUUGGAGUUAUGAGAAGUUAGAUCCAUGUCUGCAGAGGUGCUUCCUAUAUUGCAGCUUGUUUCCAAAAGGCCAUAAGUAUGACAUUGAUGAGCUGGUUCAUCUUUGGAUGGCAGAGGGCCUUGUUGAUUUGUGCAACCAAAACAAGAGAGCUGAAGACAUUGGCGAGGAUUGCUUCAAGGAAAUGAUCUCUAUUUCGUUCUUUCAACAACGUUACGAGAAAUACAAGCCCAUGUACUUUGUAAUGCAUGAUCUCCUUCAUGAUCUAGCAGAAUCACUCUCCAAAGAAGACUACUUCAGAUUAGAAGAUGAUAUGGUGACAGAAAUACCAUCUACUGUUCGACAUCUAUCUGUUCGUGUUGAUAGUAUGACGCAACACAAGCAAAGCAUCUGCAAGCUACAUCAUUUACGCACUAUUAUCUGCAUAGACCCCUUGAUGGAUGAUGUAAGUGACCUUUUUAAUCAGAUACUACAGAAUUUGAAUAAGUUGCGUGUAUUAUCUUUGUUAGCUUACAACACGAGCAAGUUGCCAGAAUCUGUUGGUGAGUUGAAGCACCUUCGGUAUUUGAACAUCGACAGAACACUGAUUUCUGAAUUGCCAAGAUCACUGUGUACUCUUUACCACUUGCAGUUACUUCUGUUUAAUAGUAAAGUUAAGAGUUUGCCUGAUAAAUUCUGCCAUUUAAGGAACUUGCGACAUCUUGAACAGUUGUUCAUAACAGUUCAAAUUCCUUAUGUUGGCAAGCUGACUUCACUUCAACAACUUAGGAAUUUUUCUGCGCAAAAGGAAAAGGGGUAUGAGCUGCAAGAGCUGAGAGACAUGAAUGAGAUUCGUGAUAGUUUAUUUAUAACAAAUCUUGAGAAUGUCACUGGGAAGGAUCAAGCCAUAGAAUCAAAGCUGCAUCAGAAAAGUCAUCUUGGCCGGUUGAUACUUCAAUGGAGUUGCAAAAAUAACAUGAAUGCAGAGGAUAGUUCACAUUUAGAGAUUCUAGAAGGCCUGAUACCAUCACCUCAUCUUAGGGAUCUUACAAUUGAGGGUUACAAAUCUUCAAAAUAUCCAGGCUGGUUACUUGAUGGUUCGUAUUUUGAGAAUUUGGAACAUCUAAGCUUUGUUAAUUGUAGCGCAUUACAAAGCCUGCCAACCAAUAAUGGGCUAUUUGGGAAUUGCUCUUCACUUGUCCUCCGCAAUGUGCCAAACCUGAACGCAUUACCUCAUCUUCCACUAGCACUUGAAGUGUUAAAAGUAAGCAAAUGUCCAUUGCUUAUAUUUAUUUCCAAAGAUGAUCAGAGAGAGAGUAUCAUGAGAACAUACCACUUGGCAUCACAACUUGGUUUAAUCUGGGAGGUAGAUUCUGGAUCAGAUAUUAUGAAACUACUCUCAUCGGAACAUUCAUUUCUGAAGCAGAUGAUGAGGUUGAUGCAAGCUAGCAUGUCACAUGUGAAACACCUUGAAAGUGCUCUAGAAAGAAAGGAUGAUGAAGUAUUGAUAAAAGAGGAUAUCAUCAAGGCAUGGAUAUACUGUCAUGAGCAGAGGAUGAGACUCAUGUAUGGAAGGAGCAUUGGGCCGCCACUGGUUCUACCAUCAGGGCUUCGUUCACUUCAACUUUCUUCAUGUAGUAUUACAGAUGGAGCUUUAGCUGUUUGUCUUGAUGGUCUAGCUUCACUGCAAUGUUUGUUCUUGUACGAGAUUAUGACUUUAACUACACUUCCUUCAGAAGAGGUCUUCCAACAUUUGACGAAAUUGGAAAUGUUGUCCAUUGAACAUUGCUGGUGUCUCAGGUCAUUAGGGGGCUUACGAGCUUCUACCUCUGUUUCGGAUGUUGGGAUGGUUUCAUGCCCUUCUUUACAGUUGGCACGCGGAGCAGAAUGUUUGCCAUCAUCCCUUCAGAGCCUCAGUAUAGACAAUUGUGUGAUUGCAGCUGACUUCCUCUGUACUGACUGGCCACACAUGAAUAAUAUUCGUAUAACCAAUUGCAGAAGCACUGCAUGCUUGUCUGUUGGUGGUCUCAACUCUGUUAAAACAUUCUCACUGUAUCACUUGCCAGAUUUGUGUAUCCUCGAAGGAUUGUCUUCCCUGCAACUUCACCACGUACGUUUGGUUGAUGUUCCGAAACUCACUGCCGAGUGCAUCUCACAGUUUCGCGUCCAGGACAAACUCUGUGUUAGUAGUCCUGUGGUACUCAACGACAUGCUCUCGGCUGAAGGUUUUGCAGUCCCAACAUUUCUCGCUCUUGAAGGAUGCAACGAGUCAUUCAUUUCAUUUGAAAAAUCUGCAAAUGUCACAUCUGUCCAGAACCUGAGAUUUGAAGAUUGUCAAAUGAUGUCCCUGCCAACUAGUCUGACGUGCUUCUCCAAUCUGAAAAAUCUUGUCAUCUUUGGCUGCCCCAACAUAUCAUCUUUACCGGACCUGCCAUCCUCCCUCCAGCGCAUAUGCAUUUGGGGUGGUUGUGAGCUCUUGAAGGAGAGCUGCCGAGCACCUGAUGGAGAAAGUUGGCCAAAGAUCGCGCAUAUCCGCUGGAAGGAUUUAUAAGGUGUGAUUCAGGUUCCCACCUACAA
Triticum aestivum (bread wheat) is the source of this 4118-nucleotide messenger RNA. RefSeq names its product putative disease resistance RPP13-like protein 1. The transcript has a single exon. Bases 274 to 4092 code for a protein of 1272 amino acids. Gene Ontology annotation, molecular function: ADP binding. The record is from RefSeq and is a predicted model, not a curated record. Lineage: Eukaryota; Viridiplantae; Streptophyta; Magnoliopsida; Poales; Poaceae.